AUGGGAGAAUAUAUGACUUUAAAAUCUAUGAAGAACACCUUUUUAUGUCAGAAGGAGAAAUCAAAGUCAUCAGUAAAUUUUUUGGAUUUAUCCUCAAGCUCGAGUUCGCCAGUUGUGGAUGGUGUUUGUUUUGUUCCUACUUCAGAAGAUGAUCACCAUUUGUAUAAACGAAGGAGGAUGGACAAGAAAUGUCAUUUUGUUCCGACAAAUGCAAAUGGAAAUAAGAAUAGGAGUACAAGCAGAAAUGCGAUCAAGAGUGCAACAGAUGGAAAUGCGAGGAAAAGAACAACCAGAAGUUCUGCAACUUUUGAAGAUAUUUCGCCCCGGGUCCAAAAAUUUGGGAAAGCACUUAUUGUUCCUUCAGAUGGAGAAGUUUCAAAAUCUGAAACAAACAUUGUUGAAUAUACAAAAGAAUAUAAAGAUACCGCAGAAGCUUCUAAAAGUUCUUGGAAAAACUCGUCGGUGUCACUUUCUACUGUGGAUGAUAGGAAGUCAAUUUCCAUAUCAAGCAGGCCAUCUUAUAUAAAUCACAAGGUACAGGAUUCCAGGGAGUCUGAUACAGAAUCACUUAUGGAGUUAACAUCAAGGGAGGUUUGCAUAUCCUUGCUCGAAAGGGAUAUAGUUCUCAUCGAAAAAUCAGAGCUCAGCAGCACAUCAACUACAUUAACCCAUGAUGAUAAUGAAAGCAACACUUUAUUUGCAUGCAAGAGUUGUGGGUCUUUUGAAGAUCCAUGCCGCAUGUUAAUAUGUGAUCGUUGUGAAGAAGCAUUCCACUUGCUUUGCUGCCACCGUCGCAUCAAGAAAAUACCAGAUAAUGAUUGGUAUUGCCUGGAUUGUUCAAGGAAGAAACCUAAGAGGCAGCGUGAGAUGUUGCCGAGUACAAAAGGAUCAGCCAAGCAUAUUCAAAGACCUCUCCAAGUUCUUGGCUCAAAAGGAGAUAUGUUGACGAAUGCUGAACCAUAUGAAACUCAAGUAAGGAUUGGUAGAGACUUCCAAGCAGAAGUUCCAGAGUGGUCCGGUCCAAUUUCUGGCAGUGAUGACUAUUUUGUUGAACCUGCUGAACUUGAUGCCACUGAAAUGACAAAUCUGAGUUUGCAGUUGUCACUAAGGCGUGAGGACAAGAAAACCAGCAUUGGUAACUGGAUUCAGUGCCAAGAAGUCUUGGACACAGGUGCUAUUUGCGGCAAGUGGCGGAGGGCACCACUUUUUGUCGUUCAGUCGAGCGAUUGGGAUUGCUCAUGUUCAGUUCUUUGGGAUCCAAUUCAUGCUGAUUGUGCUGUUCCGCAGGAAUUGGGUACCGCUGAAGUGCUUCAGCAACUGAAGUACAUAAAUAAGCUGAAGCUGCGUCUGGACAGUUAUAAGCAGAAACGCUGA
This is a messenger RNA of Triticum turgidum subsp. durum (durum wheat), 1374 nucleotides long. The record is from the annotation of a GenBank genome assembly. NCBI's taxonomy places the organism in Eukaryota, Viridiplantae, Streptophyta, Magnoliopsida, Poales, Poaceae.